Messenger RNA from Culicoides brevitarsis, 1534 nucleotides. Its product is annotated as zinc finger protein 271-like. Gene Ontology annotation, cellular component: nucleus. The coding region runs from base 108 to 1511 and encodes 467 amino acids. NCBI's taxonomy places the organism in Eukaryota, Metazoa, Arthropoda, Insecta, Diptera, Ceratopogonidae. The transcript is spliced from 4 exons. The record is from RefSeq and is a predicted model, not a curated record. Gene Ontology annotation, biological process: regulation of transcription by RNA polymerase II. Gene Ontology annotation, molecular function: DNA-binding transcription factor activity, RNA polymerase II-specific; zinc ion binding; RNA polymerase II transcription regulatory region sequence-specific DNA binding.
AUUUUUAAAAUUAGUUGGAUCGACCUAUGAAGUUGAUGUGCGACAAACAAAAAAAAUAAAUAAAUUCAAAAUCUAGUUAAAUAAAUUAAAUAUUUACUACGAGAAAAAUGGAAGAAGAAACUAUGGAAACACUGGAUGAUAUUUGCCGAAUUUGUCUGAAACAGGAUGAAAGAGUUGUUAAUGGUCUGGAAGACUGGUUAGAAAUAAUUGAAGUAAUAUCUCAAGUUAAAGUAGUUUACAAUGAAGGAUAUCCUGAAAAGAUUUGUGAUGAGUGUGUUAAGCAAUUGAGUACAGCGAAUGCCAUUCGAAAUUUAAUUAUUCAAAACAAUGAGUAUUUUCUAAAGACAGAGUCGGAAAUUGUGGAUUAUAUUGAAAAAGGAAAAAAAGUGGUGGACGAUGAAUUAUAUUUAGAAACAAAAGAUUUAACGGACUACACUGUGAUGGAAGAAAUUGUGGAAAACGAGGAGGACUUAGACUUUUCUUCGAUUGAAAUAUUGGAAAAUGUGAAAUUGCGCACUAGCCCGGGAGAAUAUCGGUGUUGUAUUUGCAAUAAAAUAUUUACAGAUGUACAAGCUCUAGAGACUCAUUGUGGAGAUAGUCACAAGAAAAAUAUUAGUUGUGCAGAUUUGAUCAGUGAAAUUCAUUGUUUAGUGUGCAACAGAAAUUUUAAUACAUUGGAUAAACGAAAUCGUCACAGAAUUUGUAUGUAUUGUAACAAGUUUUUUGCCACUUCAGAAACCUUUCUUAUCCAUAGUCAGAAAAAAAUUUGCCUCAGCUCGUCAGAAAAAGUGCCAAAGUCGGUAAACGCAUUUAAACAAUAUGGAUGCUGCAAAUGUCCUUUAAUUUUUAAAAACGAUGACGCUUGUAAAGCACAUUUUAGCGAAAAGCAUUCGGAUGAGGCAUACACGGGAAAUGCAACUGCAACAGUUUCAUGUAAUUAUUGCUCAACUCCUUUUGCACUAAAAGUCGAUCUUCAAAAGCACCUGAAAGCACCACGGUUAAAGGUUUACACUUGCGACCAAUGUGACGAAAAACUGUCCAGCUUCCCGAAAUACAAACACCACAUGGAAACAGUGCAUAGCAACACUGAAUUCGCUUGUGACGAAUGCGAUAAAGUCUAUGACCGAAUCGAAUCGUUACGUUACCACAAGUACCUGAAUCACAACGAGAGAAAUCAUCAUGUGUGUCCUGAUUGCGGCAAAACAUUCAAAAAGAAAAUAAGUUUUAUUGAACACCGAAACAUCCACCUAGGAAUAAGGCCUCAUAUUUGUGUUAUUUGCAAGAGUGGAUUUACAUCAACCGGCGCUUUGAGGACUCAUAUGAGAUCACAUACGGGCUCAAAGCCAUUCAAAUGCAAAUUCUGUCCCAAGCGAUACUCUCACUAUUCAGAUAUGAAACGUCAUUCUUAUAUACACACAGGGAAUUUUCCGUUCGAGUGUGAAACUUGUAAGAAAGGAUUUGCUAAGCGAAGUGCACUACUCACGCACCAAGGAACACAUGAAAACAGAUAGAAUUAAAAUUUUUUAUUAAUCUA